AUGUGGAGCAGAAGCAUAGUGGCAUCUUUAUGGCUUGGUGCUUAUGGUUAUGAGAUUGUACCGGAGGCUAAUCGUCAUGUGUUCUGUUCGAUGAGAGGUUGUUUGACAUCGCAUGUGAUAUCAGGAGCGAAUGUAUUAUUUUGUGGUGGAUGCGAUAGUUAUCCAAGUACGCAAGAGUUGUUACGAUUUGCUUCAGUGCCAAGUGCUCAGAGGUUGGUGAGCUUUACGUCAUCAGAUAUGAAGACAAGUGCUAAAACGGUUUCGUUAAAGUCAUCGAAAUUUGGUCCGAGUGUGACUAGGACAAUGGCGGACCAAUGCUCGUUUAAGAUGAAUGGGAUGGUCCAAAUGUCUUCGGGUGCGAGGACUAAGGUUGACCAGUUAAUGUUUCUGCCGAUCGAAGGAUACGUUGGUGUACAAAAAGUUACAUUACAGAGUGGUCGGGUUUUAAGUAACUCGGCGUUGACGGAAGCGGCACAUUUCGACGUCACUUUUGCCCCCAACGACCUGCUCAAACAAGCUGCCACUCUCGGCGAUAAGAAAGCGGGGCUCUUCAGCAACAAAAAGAAAGCUUUCAUCGUCGCGCGCGCAAGCUAUACACGCCAACUUGGACCCCUUGACCAACCACUGGCAACCGGCGAGACGGCCGUGCAACGGAUCAUACCCGGCGUAUCAACCGCUCGCAUAACCGCCGGUCACGAAGGUGAAGAUGAUGAAGGCCUACAACUUCUCACCUAUAGCACCACCGGCCUCAACAGAAAACCCAUCAAUGGUAUAACUUGGCUCCUACUUUGCGAAGGACUUCCUGGCGGUCAAGGCGGCGGCCAGUCGCUAGCAGCAAUAAAAGAUUACCCCGGCUUCAAAGAAGUCGAAACUCUAGCACGCGAUCUUAUCGCACGUGUGUGGCCUGCCCAAGUUAAAAGAUUGUACCCCCAAAAGGACCCCGCUCAAGUCAGACAAGACGUUAUCAAUAUACGCAAUAGCGUCUUCUCUAAAGCCAGCCAAAUUACAGCCCAACGACUGCUGGAACUAAACCAACGAAAAACAGAUAUAUCCAACGAAUGUCUACCCCAAGCUCUAGGCCUUAUUAACACCAUCACUACCGCCAUACAACAACAAUCCAAAUAG
Molecule: messenger RNA, 1125 nt
Organism: Gregarina niphandrodes
Lineage: Eukaryota; Apicomplexa; Conoidasida; Eugregarinorida; Gregarinidae
Exons: 1
Coding region: 1-1125 (374 amino acids)
Source: RefSeq, a predicted model, not a curated record